AUUCCGCAAGCAAAUUCCUCCUCCAUUUUGUCAUUGUAUUUUGUAAAGCUUGUGACAAGUCAGCUUCUUGGUCAGUUUUAUGUGACAUUCCCUCGUGACAGUUGAAAGCCAAGGCAAUGAGUAGUAAGUUUCGAAGCGGUUCUUUUGAACUAGAAGUGGGUACAAGCGCCUCCAAGCGACCUCGCUACGAGCACACAGAAACGGAGAUACUACACGUAGGAACAGAGCCGACAGACGUAGAGACGGUUACUAUCGCUACUGAAGAGGUGGUACCCAGUUCACAGUUUGAGAUAGAGAUAAGUCAGAGUGAUGAUGGGGAGAGUGUGGAGCAGCUACAGGCCAGUGACUUGGGCCCUAACUUUGGCCUUGUGCAUGAUACCCAGGAGGUCCACACGCUCACUAGCGAUGAUGGUUUGCCCUCUGACAUGACCUCUGAGGAUGGCUCCACCCUCAACGCUAUAGGCCACGCCCUCAUCCAGAUGCAGCAAGGUGGACAGACCACCCCCUCAUCUCAGUUCCUCAUCACUAGGAGCACCUCUUCUGGUUCAGAGUCUGGCCAAAAUGGUCCUCUGUAUGUGAUGAUCCCACCAUCCAGUAGUGCUGAGAUACUGCAUGCAAUGGGUCGACCUAUAGCACCCAAGAUGAGUGGGAUAUCAACUAUGGAUUAUCACACGGCCGACCCUAUCGUUCAAAUGCAGUUGUCUGGGGAUAUGGCCGCCAACAGGGAAGCUCAGAGGAAGGCUACACACAAUGAAGUUGAGCGUCGGCGUCGAGACAGGAUCAACGAGCUCAUCAAGGUACUGGCUCAGAUAGUGCCUGCUUGUCAGAAGAAAGACGCAACUACUGGUUCCAUUGUCGGGUAUGUGUACAGCAAGGGAACGGUACUGGACAAGACAGUCGACUACUUGAAAGAGCUCGUGUUUCAAAACGAACAACUCACAGCCAGUGCCAAAAUCGCAGAGAAAUCAACCAACGCUUUAGCAAUGCUUCAAAACCAGAUCCAAGUCCUAGAGAAAGAGAACGCAUUUCUUCGAGCACAGAUUAUCCAGUUUGGAAUCGAUGCAGCUGCUUCCUCUGGUCAAAAGCAACCUAACCAGCAACUUCUAAACUCUCCUCUGGCCCAGAGUCUCCUCAACACAGUAGUGACCCACUCACCACCGACCACUUCUGUCUCCCCUCCACAACAAUCCACACAACAAACUAACAAUGUAGCAGCACAGCAACUACUACUAUCCCUGGCGCAGAACCUCACCAACAGCCCUCUGUUGACCUCACUGGCACACAACCAAACACCAAGUUCUAUCUCAUCCCUACAACAACUAGGUGGCAUUGUCUCCAGCCUGACACCUUCGCAAGCACAACCUAUGCACUUGUCAGCUUCGUCACAAUUCUCUCCUCUCUUACAAUCAUCGCUGCCGACUGGAGCCUCUAAUCCAAACACACCACUCUUAAGCUCACUCGUACAAACUCUAUCCUCUAUUGCGAGCACGACCACUUCUCCGUCCACUCCUGUACCGAAAUCCUCCAUGCUGUCACAAGCCAACAACAAUGGCGGUGGUGGUGGUGGUGGUGGUCUCUCUGCCGCGGCUGCUGCUAGUCUGCUCAACACUCUGAUUCUGGCUCAGAAUGUGCUCACAAGCAACUCAAGUGCUGGUAGCCCCGGGCAAGAUUCAAUGUCUAUGGAAACGGUGGACCAAUCCUCUCAACAGUAGUGUACAGUAUAUUAUAAUUGUGGACUGUUUAUACUGUUCUAGUUUUAACGUGUGUUUUUUAGUAAUCUCUCCUUCACUUACUAUAGCUACAUUGUCAGUAUUAUUAUGUAUACAUAGUUUUUAUACAUGAUAUUUGUGUGGA
Messenger RNA from Halichondria panicea, 1854 nucleotides. RefSeq lists its product as uncharacterized. Lineage: Eukaryota; Metazoa; Porifera; Demospongiae; Suberitida; Halichondriidae. The transcript has 6 exons. Bases 117 to 1712 code for a protein of 531 amino acids. The record is from RefSeq and is a predicted model, not a curated record. Gene Ontology annotation, biological process: regulation of transcription by RNA polymerase II. Gene Ontology annotation, molecular function: RNA polymerase II cis-regulatory region sequence-specific DNA binding; protein dimerization activity; DNA-binding transcription factor activity, RNA polymerase II-specific.